AUGCAGCAGCAACAGCCCCCCUACUUUGACCCGAACAUGCUCUCCCCAAACACGACGGCGCUCCUAGAUUCCAUCGCAAUGGGAGAGUACCCGCCGAAGCAGACAGUGACGCCCGCGACCUUUGCGCCGCAAGCGUUGUUUCCUGUUCCCGGGCGAGACACUCCAGAGGACUCGUCUCCGGAUUCAGUCAAGAUGAACAACGCCACUCUGAAAGAUCAUUCCCACGUUGCCUCCGACGAUAGUGACGCGGAGCUGCAGGGAUUGAAUGAAGUCAAUAACCACAAGCGAAAGGCGUCACGUACAACGAUUGCGGACCACGACGCAGAUGAGGAAGAUGACUCGUCGGACAACGCUCAUGAGGACAAGCGGCAACAGGUUAAUGACCCCAAGGCCACACGAGCUGCGCGCCGCAAGUCUGGCGACGGCAAGGCCAAACCCGCCGACAAGGCGGGUAAGGCUGAGCAGUCGAACAAGGCUCAGCGUCGUAAGGAACAGAACCGAGCAGCCCAGAAGGCUUUCCGAGAGCGACGAGAGGCCAAGGUCCGAGACCUUGAGGCCAAGGUUGCCGAACUCGAGGCCAAGUCUUUCGGAACGUCGGUCGAGAACGAGAACCUGCGAAGUAUCGUGAAGCGUCUUCAAGAGGAGAACAUUGCCCUCAAGGAGGCGCAGUUCACUUUCACGAUGCCAAUGAACGGCAACGCUCAUUCCAUCAACGGACAGCAGACGCCUACGCCCUCUCUGAGCCAGCAGCAGGCCAGCGCUAUCGACUGGUCUCAGUUCGCCUCCUUCAACAAGGCGUCUCAGAUGGGCAAGCCGCCGUCUCCACCGCAAAGUGUCUCGAACGACUCUUUGCGAAGUGUUCACGACAACAACUCGCCGCCUUUGCAGCAGGUGCACCGCGCGUCGACUGGCUCUGCGUCUGAGAGCAUGGAAGGACCGAGUCCUUCUGACCCCAACGCCGUUCCGACUCUCUUCGGCAACCGGAAUAACGGCAGCUUUGACAUGCUCAAGCGCCCCGUUGUCGGCAGCAGCCCGAACGACCAGCUCUCGACCCCGUCUUCGAUUGGCACGAACAAGGACGACGUGGAGGCGCUGUUCCGCAGCCUGUACCCGAACGGCAUUGCGAACGGCAGCAGCAUCGACUCUGUUCUUGCUGGCACUGCCGGUGCUCCUCAGCAGAACCCCCAGAUCGCCCAGCAGCAGGCUCAGUCGCCGUACACUUUCCUCAGCGCGCAGCCCGGCCUCACGUCGUUCGCGGACUCGUCUUCGAACAUGAUGGCCAAGCUGUUCGAGCCGACGUCCUACCGGGACUCAUCUUCGGCUGAGCAGGACAUGCUCGGCGGAGGAUCUGGCCAGUCGACGAUGAACACUGUUCCGAAUAGCUCCACAUCACAGACCUGGGCCGACCUGGUCUCGGGCAACCAGUCCGACUUCCUUUCGUCUCUGAGCAGCACGGCCAACGAUGCUUCUGAGGCUGGACCGGAGGACGACGCCUUCAUGAAACAGCUGGAGCAGCUGAUCCAGUCUGGUAACGUGCCGUUUAACAACGCCAGCCAGGCAUUCAGCCCGACAAACUAUCUCAACAUGUCUCCCUCGCCUCUGCAGAGUCUAUCAAACUCGCAGACGCCGCGGUCCACUGCCGAGUCGUCAGACAACCUGCAGUCGCCGCAUUCGGACAACAUGCAGGGCGAGGCUGCGCCGUCGUGCGGUGCGUCGCGCAUCGUGCACGUUGUCGGCGAGGACGGACGAGUCAUGCGCCCGUCCGAGGUCUGGACCAAGAUGGGCCUGAACACGGUGUCGGAGCCGCAGGAUCUGCUGAUCGACGACCUCUGCGACCAGUUCAAGGGUAAGGCGACCUGUAAGGACGGCAAGCGGUACAUGACGUACAGCGACCUGGUGGACAUGCAGUACGCUCGGGAUCAGCACGGCGAGCCGCCGGUCAUGUCCGGGCGCCCGGCCGAGCAGCCCAAGCUCCCGGCCAAGCCCAAGGUCGCCGAGCGCGACUGCGAGAAGCACGACCCGGCCGAGUGCCAGGCGAAGGCCAACGAGCUUUUCCUCCAGCAAAACGCCCAGCCCGGGUCCGCGGCAUAG
Messenger RNA from Trichosporon asahii var. asahii CBS 2479, 2091 nucleotides. RefSeq lists its product as uncharacterized. Gene Ontology annotation, cellular component: RNA polymerase II transcription regulator complex. Gene Ontology annotation, molecular function: DNA-binding transcription activator activity, RNA polymerase II-specific; transcription cis-regulatory region binding. Lineage: Eukaryota; Fungi; Basidiomycota; Tremellomycetes; Trichosporonales; Trichosporonaceae. The record is from RefSeq and is a predicted model, not a curated record. The transcript is spliced from 3 exons. The coding region runs from base 1 to 2091 and encodes 696 amino acids.